AUGCAGCAGCUGUGCAGAGGGAGAGGCAGCAGCUGUGCAGAGGGAGAUGCAGCAGCUGUGCAGAGGGAGAGGCAGCAGCUGUGCAGAGGGAGAUGCAGCAGCUGUGCAGAGGGAGAUGCAGCAGCUGUGCAGAGGGAGAUGCAGCAGCUGUGCAGAGGGAGAGGCAGCAGCUGUGCAGAGGGAGAUGCAGCAGCUGUGCAGAGGGAGAUGCAGCAGCUGUGCAGAGGGAGAUGCAGCAGCUGUGCAGAGGGAGAUGCAGCAGCUGUGCAGAGGGAGAUGCAGCAGCUGUGCAGAGGGAGAGGCAGCAGCUGUGCAGAGGGAGAUGCAGCAGCUGUGCAGAGGGAGAGGCAGCAGCUGUGCAGAGGGAGAUGCAGCAGCUGUGCAGAGGGAGAGGCAGCAGCUACCCUCCUCCUCCUCUGCACCUCCUCCUCCUCUGCACCUCCACCUCCUCUGCACCUCCUCCUCUGCACCUCCACCUCCUCUGCACCUCCUCCUCUGCACCUCCUCUGCACCUCCUCCUCCUCCUCUGCACCACUGCUGCCACAGGCUCUGCUGAUGCUGAUGCUACAGAGGACAGCCUCGUUGUUGGCAGACAUCUCUGAAUUCCACCUCAUUAGGACGACGGAUCUGCUCUGGGACCAACACAGCCUUUGCUGCUGUUCAAAACUCCUGCACACUGUUGUUAGGCUGACUCCUUAA
Knipowitschia caucasica is the source of this 699-nucleotide messenger RNA. The record is from the annotation of a GenBank genome assembly. Lineage: Eukaryota; Metazoa; Chordata; Actinopteri; Gobiiformes; Gobiidae.